Molecule: messenger RNA, 807 nt
Organism: Vicia villosa (hairy vetch)
Lineage: Eukaryota; Viridiplantae; Streptophyta; Magnoliopsida; Fabales; Fabaceae
Exons: 5
Coding region: 1-807 (268 amino acids)
Cellular component (GO): lysosome
Molecular function (GO): cysteine-type endopeptidase activity
Source: RefSeq, a predicted model, not a curated record
AUGUUUCAUUUUGGCACUAAUUCCACAAACUUAUCCGAGCAAGGUACUAAGCAAACUAAAGAUACUACUUCAUUUGAUAAAUGGAGAAAGAAUGAUACUCUUAACUUUAUCAAAGAUCAGGGCAAUGGAAAUUGUUGUUAUGCAUUUGCUGUUUGUGAUGUAAUUGAGGCAUUGUAUUUUAUUAACAAUGGAGAGCCUAUAUUCUUAUCUGUCCAAGACAUAUAUAAUCAUCUCAUAAAAAAUGAAACAGAUGAUAUAGAAGGGCGUACUAUACGUGAUGCCUUAAAAUUUAUUUCCGAAAAUGGGUGUAUUUUAGCUCACACAUGCCCUUACGAGCAAAGAUUCAAACCUACAGGUUAUCCGCGUGAGGUGUUUUUACGUAUUGAAACCUACGAUGCAAUAGACCUUCAACGAGUGGUAUUACCCAAAAAAAAAUCAAUAGCUCUUGAAAAGCUUGAAAAGAAUGUAGAAGAGGAAAUCAGGACAGCGCCUGUUGCAGCACAAUUGAUUUGGAUCGAGGGUGAUUUGAAAGAUUUUAAAGGAAGUGAUAUAUAUUCUGGUCCAAGAAAUGCAGAUGCUUUUCUAGAUGCAGGAAAACACGGAGUUGUUAUUGUUGGAUAUGGGGAAGAAAAAGUAAAGAAAAAAUUAAAAAAAUAUUGGAUAGUAAAAAAUUCACAUGGAAAAGACUGGGGUGACCUUGGAUAUAUAAAAAUUGAUAGAGCUCCAUGCUACGGACAAUUGCUUAUAGAAGCUGUGUUUCUUGUUCGAGGUGUAGCAAAAGAGAAAGCAAAAGAUGGUGAAGCAUAA